GCAGAUGAACGCUCUCACAGACAGCGGCGCGGCCGGGCGCCCGGCAUGUCCCCUGAGUGUGCGCAGACGACGGGCCCUGGCCCCUCGCGCACCCCGGACCAAGUCAAUCGCACCCACUUCCCUUUCUUCUCGGAUGUCAAGGGCGACCACCGGCUGGUGCUGAGCGUCCUGGAGACCACCGUUCUGGGACUCAUCUUUGUGGUCUCACUGCUGGGCAACGUGUGUGCCCUGGUGCUGGUGGUGCGCCGUCGGCGCCGUGGGGCGACAGUCAGCUUGGUGCUCAACCUCUUCUGCGCGGAUUUGCUCUUCACCAGCGCCAUCCCUCUAGUGCUCGUGGUGCGCUGGACUGAAGCCUGGCUGCUGGGGCCCGUCGUCUGUCACCUGCUCUUCUACGUGAUGACCAUGAGCGGCAGCGUCACGAUCCUCACGCUGGCCGCGGUCAGCCUGGAGCGCAUGGUGUGCAUCGUGCGCCUGCGGCGCGGCUUGAGCGGCCCGGGGCGGCGGACGCAGGCGGCGCUGCUGGCUUUCAUAUGGGGUUACUCGGCGCUCGCCGCGCUGCCCCUCUGCAUCUUGUUCCGCGUGGUCCCGCAGCGCCUUCCCGGCGGGGACCAGGAAAUUCCGAUUUGCACAUUGGAUUGGCCCAACCGCAUAGGAGAAAUCUCAUGGGAUGUGUUUUUUGUGACUUUGAACUUCCUGGUACCAGGACUGGUCAUUGUGAUCAGCUACUCCAAGAUUUUACAGAUCACGAAAGCCUCGCGGAAGAGGCUUACGCUGAGCUUGGCAUACUCCGAGAGCCACCAGAUCCGAGUGUCCCAGCAGGACUACCGGCUCUUCCGAACGCUCUUCCUGCUCAUGGUUUCCUUCUUCAUCAUGUGGAGUCCCAUCAUCAUCACCAUCCUCCUCAUCUUGAUCCAGAACUUCCGGCAGGACCUGGUUAUCUGGCCGUCCCUUUUCUUCUGGGUGGUGGCCUUCACGUUUGCCAACUCCGCCCUAAACCCCAUUCUGUACAACAUGUCGCUGUUCAGGAGCGAGUGGAGGAAGAUUUUUUGCUGCUUCUUUUUCCCAGAGAAGGGAGCCAUUUUUACAGAAACGUCUAUCAGGCGAAAUGACUUGUCUGUUAUUUCCACCUAACUGCUGGUGCCAGGUAAACCAUGGUGUGCAUGUAAAGGGAGUUAAACACCAGGAAAAGCCCACCAGGGUACCCUGAUUAAAAAAUGUUCAACUUCCAACAGUGCGCAUCUACAGGACCAGCAAAUUAAGGAACGAUCGCUCAGUAUAAAAAAUAUUUUUCCUUAAAAGAACUUUCUAUGGGUUCCUUUUGUGAACUCUUAUUUAGUGUGUUUGUAUUAUGAUCAAGUUAAUAAAUUUUUAUUUAUCGCUGUUCCUAC
Messenger RNA from Rattus norvegicus (Norway rat), 1388 nucleotides. RefSeq names its product free fatty acid receptor 4 (gene Ffar4). NCBI's taxonomy places the organism in Eukaryota, Metazoa, Chordata, Mammalia, Rodentia, Muridae. Gene Ontology annotation, cellular component: membrane; plasma membrane; ciliary membrane. The record is from RefSeq and is marked provisional. Gene Ontology annotation, molecular function: fatty acid binding; G protein-coupled receptor activity; taste receptor activity. Gene Ontology annotation, biological process: brown fat cell differentiation; detection of chemical stimulus involved in sensory perception of taste; phospholipase C-activating G protein-coupled receptor signaling pathway.